GCGCCGCCACGAUGCCCAAGAAGAAGGUUAGCGCGGACAGAGUGGCGAAGGCGGAGCCCAAGCGGCGCUCGGCAAGGCUGUCGGCCAAGCCCGCCCCUGCCAAGGUGGACACGAAGCCGAAGAAAGCCGCGGGAAAGGAUAAACCAUCAGACAAAAAAGUGCAAACAAAAGGGAAGAGAGGAGCAAAGAGCAAACAGGCGGAGGUGGCUGACCAGCAAACCACAGAUGUGCCUGCAGAAAAUGGAGAGGCUGAGAACCAGAGUCCAGCCUCUGAAGUCGAAGAGAAAGAAGCCAAGUCCGACUAACCAUCCAUCAUGUCUGUCAGUGUCCCCGGCCUCCCUU
Molecule: messenger RNA, 342 nt
Organism: Peromyscus leucopus (white-footed mouse)
Lineage: Eukaryota; Metazoa; Chordata; Mammalia; Rodentia; Cricetidae
Product: non-histone chromosomal protein HMG-14-like
Exons: 1
Coding region: 12-305 (97 amino acids)
Biological process (GO): chromatin organization
Cellular component (GO): chromatin; nucleus
Molecular function (GO): nucleosomal DNA binding
Source: RefSeq, a predicted model, not a curated record